This is a messenger RNA of Puntigrus tetrazona (Sumatra barb), 1896 nucleotides long. It is a transcript of the gene znhit6, whose product is annotated as zinc finger HIT-type containing 6. Gene Ontology annotation, biological process: maturation of LSU-rRNA from tricistronic rRNA transcript (SSU-rRNA, 5.8S rRNA, LSU-rRNA); box C/D snoRNP assembly; snoRNA localization. Gene Ontology annotation, cellular component: pre-snoRNP complex; nucleus. NCBI's taxonomy places the organism in Eukaryota, Metazoa, Chordata, Actinopteri, Cypriniformes, Cyprinidae. Bases 118 to 1119 code for a protein of 333 amino acids. The transcript has 10 exons. The record is from RefSeq and is a predicted model, not a curated record.
UAAAGAGAGCGCGGAAGACGGCAGACGCGUGCGGAAGGCAGCACACGUGGUCGGUGUUUUGGUCAGAGAGCGUCGCGUGAAUCCACGUACAAGCGCUCAGGUGUUGAUUUGGGGAAUAUGUUACCUGUUAUGGACAACAGCCAUAAAGCAGACGAUGAUCGGAGAGGAGUUAAGCGCAAGAUGGCUAUGUCCAGCUGUGAUGUUUGUUCGACUAAAGAGGCUAAAUACAGAUGUCCGAGCUGCAUGAAACACACCUGCAGCCUGGCCUGCGUCAAGCAGCACAAGAUGGCGUGGGGAUGCUGUGGCGUUCGGGACAAGACCGCCUUCGUCCCUCUCACUGACCUGAACGAGCUCAGCCUCCUCAGCGAUUACAGGUUUCUGGAGGACACCGCUCGACUGUCACAGCAGUCCGACCGAGACGGCGUCCUGCUCAGCGGCCAGCGCUACCCCAAGGAGGGCAUGUGGAUGAUCCGGAAAGCCAGAGCGGUCAAGGUCACCCUGAGGUUUCUGCCCAAGCUCUUCAGCAGACACCGGGAGAACAGCACCAUCUUCAGAAAAGCGGAAGGACGAUUCUACUGGCACCUGAAGAUCCAUUUCCCUCAGAGCGCCGCGGUUUAUUCAGAGAGGUGUGCUGAUAACCUUCAGCUCGACCGGAUUCUCAGCGACUACAUCCAUCCCUCAGAAUCAGAUCCGGUCAAGCGGCAGAAGUUAAAGAUGUACGUCCACCGUCCUGAAGAAGACACCCGAGUGUUCCUGAAGUCCGAGCAAACACAGCCCGGCUCUCUCAGGUAUCUGGAGCUGGAUCUGAAGAAGAGUCUGCAGGAAAACCUCAUGCACAAGACCAUUGUGGAAUACCCAGAAAUCUUUGUGGUUCUGAAGGAGCACAGUCAGGAGUACCUCGCUCGCAGACCGGAGCGCCCCAGUGCUGUCCGAAGCAUUGCAUCAACGAACAUCAGCAGAACUUCUGAACCGCUAUCAGAAGCUCUUGUGCAUGGAGCCAAGAAGCCAAAGGUCUCGGGGGACAAUGAGCUGGAGGAAGGAGAGAUCCGAAGCGAAGAAGAGGAUGGAAGCACGGAGACGAUGAUGGGGUUAAUAAUAGCUCCGAGAAGAUACCUGUGACGCAUGAUGAUGAAGAAGAAGAGCUUCAUGGAAACCAGAAUCUAGAGAUCGAGAUGAAGGACUGUCCUCCUCAUAACGGUGUUCAGGACGCUCAAGAGGAUGAUGGGAACCAAAACAAAGAGGUUUUAGUAAACACCUCCAGCAUAACUGAAGUAAUGUUGAUGGUUCCUCGAGAUCCUGAAGGAGCUGACAACACCGAGACUUUCACUGAUGAUGGUAGUCUAUGUGAAGAUGAUAAGGUUGAUAUUUCACCUCAUGAACGUGAGAAAGACAUCAACGCUGGGCUUCCAGAAGACGAUGGCGUUCAAGGGAACAAUGGCGAUAAUGGUGCGAUUGAGGGCCAGGAAAACAUGCUCGGAGAAAAGCCUGACGUUUAUUCCAGUGCGAGUGGAGAUCAGGCUAAUAUGUGAAAGCAAAGGAGCCAGAAGUCCUGACGUUUAUACGGCGUUAUCCAGCAGACUGUCUGAUAACCAGACAAUAGCAGAUAAGGCUUCAGAUAAAGACGGUAGAGGUAAUGGUUGCGAGGCGACUGAUGUGUUUUGAGCUCUGAUAAGUGAUAUCAGACGUCACCGUGUUCAUGGAGACGGGCAGAAGCUAAACAUUCCUCAGAAAGCGACGGAAACGGAGCUGCAAACGUUACAAAGCCCGAUCACGUAUAUUUGUUAAUCUGUGCCUUACGGUUGCAUCAGAUGGUUUAUUUUGUCACGGCAUCGGUGUAUAUAUGUGACGUUAUUCCUAUGCCGUGUUCCUUUUUUAAUAAACGUCUAAAUCUGCGAG